Messenger RNA from Hordeum vulgare subsp. vulgare (domesticated barley), 1660 nucleotides. RefSeq lists its product as uncharacterized. Bases 52 to 1290 code for a protein of 412 amino acids. The record is from RefSeq and is a predicted model, not a curated record. NCBI's taxonomy places the organism in Eukaryota, Viridiplantae, Streptophyta, Magnoliopsida, Poales, Poaceae. The transcript is spliced from 2 exons. Gene Ontology annotation, molecular function: protein binding.
GAUUAUUUCUGGAUAAGAGCGUCCUUCCAUUCCUCCCGUUCGGCGUAAGCCAUGGCCUGGCAGCAAUCAGCAUCGCCGCCGGCGGCGAAGUCAUCGCCACCACCCGCUACCACCACCGUAAUCUCUCUCGACGAAGAUCUCCUCCGCGAGAUCUUCCACCGCCUCCCCUCCCUCCCGAGCCUCGUCCGCGCCGCCCUCAGCUGCCGCACCUUCCUCGGCGCCGUCCGCUCGUCCCCCGCCUUCCGCCGCAGCUUCCGGGAGGCCCACCUGCCCCCUCUCCUCGGCCUCUUCUUCGACCCCGAAGGCCCCUCCAUCCCCGCCUUCGCGCCGCUCCGCCGCCGCUCCGACCCUGACCACGCGGCCGUCGUCCGCGGCGCCGAUUUCUUCCUCACCCGCCUCCCCGCCGACGACGACGCCUUCCCGGGGUGGGCCAUAGAAGCCUGCUGCCACGGCAACGUCCUCCUCCAGAACUGCAGCCUGGAGCAGCUCGCCGUCUACAACCCCCUCACGCGGGCCCUGGAUCUCAUCCCCCAGCCGCCCGACAAGUUCUUCGACGACGCCCGCGGCCACGCCAAGUACCUUGGAUGCUACAUCCUCUCCUCCGAGGAGGGCAGCGAGCCGCUGCGGCUGGUCUACACCUGCCACGACAAUUCGCGGGCGCGUGCCGCCGUCUUCUUGUCGGAAAGCAGGGAGUGGCAGAUCUUCCCGUGGUCGGAGGCUGUGACGCCACUGCCUGAAGACGAGCACUGGCUUAAAGUUGGCACGCUGGUGAAUGGGUUCGUCUACUGGAUACACGCAAAUGAGGCCUACAUCCUCGUGCUGAACACCGCGACGCUGCAUUUCUCCCAAAUGGAUUUGCCGCCGACCUUGGUGGCGCGAGACCUCGUAUUCAGGGUUGGCGAGAGCAAAGAUGGGAAGCCUUGCAUUGUGUGCCCAAUUGAUUUCGAGCUUUUUGUUUGGGUCCGGGGAACCGAGGAUGACGGCAUCGAGACAUGGAUAUUCGACGAGAGGUUUCCGUUGGAGACUAUUGUCGAGGUCACCAAGAGUACACUUGUGGAACAUGGUGACCUGAAGGUUGUGGCAACUACUGGUGGAUUUGUCUACUUCUCUACCAUGGAAACGCUCCUUGAUGGUCAUAAUCCUAGUUGGUUCAUGUCUCUAUGCAUGGAGACAGGGGAGCUCUCCACGCUCUUUCAGAGGAGAUUUGACGGCCAUCCCCAUCCCUACAUCAUGGCAUGGCCUCCUUGUUUGAUAGACAACCAGGUGCACCCUCAAUUCGAAGGUGCUUGAUGGAAUGCGGACAAGACAAAGUUAGAAAACCGAGAAGAGCCGAAGUGGGGGGUAGAACUGCUUGGAGAAGCGGGAAAUGAACUCAUCAGGGCAACUAAAGAUGGCGGGGCAACGUGAAGUUGAUUGGAGGUCGUCUUGCAAACCGAAUACCUGUUUUGUUGGCUGGUAGUGUUGAUUAGGUAGGCUUCGAUAGUAUCCAGGAUUUGCUGUGCUAUAUGAUUGUGUGUUCUGUGUUGUGCUGAUUUUGCCUUGUUUUAUUUAGUACUUCCUCCGUUCCUUAAUGAAAGUCUUUUUAAAGAUUCUACUAAGGACUAUAUACGAAUGUACAUGGACAUGUGUUAAAGUGGAGAUUCAUUCAUUUUGCUUUGUA